Messenger RNA from Clonostachys rhizophaga, 1980 nucleotides. NCBI's taxonomy places the organism in Eukaryota, Fungi, Ascomycota, Sordariomycetes, Hypocreales, Bionectriaceae. The record is from the annotation of a GenBank genome assembly.
AUGCCGGCGUCACCGCUCUUUGGUGGGACAUCAUCCCCAAUCAAUCACGAAACAGGGCUUCGCCGUUCACGCUUCACCUACCGGCAAUUAUCGCAGCUUGCCUCAUACAACACGUCGAACCCACUACGCGUAAUUGCCCACAUUGACCUCGAUGCAUUCUACGCUCAGUGUGAGAUGGUCCGCCUCGGCGUUCCCAGAGACCAGCCACUUGCUGUCCAACAAUGGCAAGGGCUGAUUGCGGUCAACUACGCUGCCCGGGAGGCGGGGAUCAAUCGUCACUGCCAGGUUACGGAGGCGAAGAAGCUGUGCCCCAACUUGAUCGCGCAGCAUGUGGCUACUUGGAGAGAGGGCGACGACAAAUGGGCCUACCGCGACGACGCGGCCGCCAAUAUUGCCAGCGACAAGGUGUCUCUUGAUCCUUACCGGCUGGAGUCGCGCAAGAUCCUGUCUACCAUCAACGCUGCGCUGCCUCCCGACCAAAGACGGGUCGAGAAAGCCAGUAUCGACGAGGUGUUUAUGGAUUUGUCGGCGCAGGUGCACUCGAUUCUCCUCAAACGCUUCCCGGAGCUUUCCGGCCCGCCUCCUUACGAUGACCCAACGGAGAGAUUGCCCAUGCCACCGACCUCAGCUCUGGACUGGGGAGAGGACGCGCUCGUGGGGCUGGACGAGGACGAGGAGGCUAUUGAUCCAGACUGGGACGACGUGGUCACCCUCAUCGGGUCAGAGAUCAUCCGCGGUGUGCGGGCUCGUGUCUGGGAGGAGCUCGGCUAUACCUGUUCAGGAGGCGUUGCAUGCAACAAGCUCUUGAGCAAGUUGGGCUCGGCCUUCAAGAAGCCCAACCGGCAGACCGUCGUGCGAGGGCGAGCGAUCCCCGCGUUCCUACAAGACAUGAAAAUCACCAAGAUGCGAAACUUGGGCGGCAAGAUGGGGGACAACGUGGUGUCCACAUUCAACACUGAAAGCAUCGCGGAACUUUUGGAGGUCCCGUUUGACACAAUGAGGCAAAAGCUUGGUCAUGAGACGGGCACGUGGAUAUACAACACUAUCAGAGGGGUGGACACGAGCGAAGUGAACUCGAGAAUGCAGAUCAAGUCUAUGCUGUCUGCCAAGUCCUUCCGCCCCAGCAUCAACACCGUUGACCAGGCCCUGAAAUGGCUACGGAUCUUUGCGGCCGACAUCUUUGCCCGGCUGGUAGAGGAAGGAGUGUUGGAGCACAAGCGCCGCCCAAAGUCGAUCAACCUACAUCACCGCCAUGCAGGCCAGACGUAUUCUCGCCAGGCUCCAAUCCCCCCAGGUAGCGCAAUAGACCAAGACCUCGUGCUCAACCUGGCGAAGAACCUUCUAGAUCAGAUCAUCUCCGAGCACAGGGUAUGGCCAUGCGCCAAUCUGAGUUUGAGCGUGGGCGGGUUUGAGGAGAGUGUGAAGGGUAACAUGGGCAUCGGUGCGUUUCUCGUCAGGGGUGAAGAGGCCGAAGCUCUGAAUGCUGCUGCGUCCGUCAGCCACCCUCCCCCGACUGCAGCUGCAACUCCAACUGCAGCCGAGCCCGACCGGGCAUCCAAGAAAGCUCGGGUUGAAAAGGCAGGAAUUGCGCGUUUCUUCACGAAGCGCCCGCCUGGCGACUGUAUAAAGGGUGGUGACGAGCCUGCAUCCCGCACACCAGAGACCAAUCACGCUGGAGCAUCGGAAGCCAGCUCGUCCAGCGAGGGUAUCCCGAAGGAUGACACGGGUGACGAGCAAGCCCUGGCUGCAGGAGUCUCUUGCUCUCGGUGUAGCAGGCGCUUUGAUGAUGUGGAGGAACUGCAGACUCACCAGGACUGGCACAUGGCCAAAGACCUGCAGGAUCAAGAACGUGUCGCUCCUGUAUUCGCCAGUCGGCCGGCGAAUUCACGUAGCUCAACCCCAAACAGCUCAGACGGGCCAGGCAGGCAGUGGCCAAAGGGGAAGCUCGAGCCAGGACAGAAGCGCCUCCGGUUUGGCUGA